AUGAACACCAAAAGAAGUGACUCUAGAGAUCGCGAGGAAACCUCCCCGAAACCCUCUCAGGCACCGCUUCCAUCUGAAAACUUCUCAUCCUAUGAUAGAAUGGUUGUGGAGUCGCACGAAGUGCCACUUCGUUGGAACUUCCUUGCUUCGCUCUCCAACUGGCUCCUUCUUGCCGGAUUCGUUGUGUUUCCUGGAACCUUUACGUCUAUCAGUCGCAGUGGAGUACUUGAUCGCAACCAAGCUGGGCGCAUCCUACAACGUGCUGUCCGCAACAGCCCUGGACUACUUAAUGCAUUGAUGGCUUUGGUAGCUAGCCUCACUAAUGUCUACACCGCACAAGAUGGCAAUUGGUCGGUAACAGCUAUAGUGACGCUCAGCGAUUUGUGUAAGCGGCUCGCCUAUGGCAAUGCUCUCCCCUUUGGAGUGAGAGUUCUUCUGAGCCACAGUCUUCUGAAGCGCCUCAACAUCCUGAUCAGGACAAUGUUUCUCAUCUUCAUUACCAUGGAUAACGACGAUGGAACUCUUCUGAGCGAGGGCGGCGGCAAAUAUCGCAGUCUAUCAGACUUGGCCAAAAUCGCGCGCUGGAUCGCCACUUGGCCAACUGAAGAUUGUCCGGUCUGGCAACCGUCACUAGUGGUCCUACUCCACGAUAAGCAUCUUCAGCAGCCAAAUGCCGCCGUGGUUGCAGAACAAGUUUUGGCCUCAACCAUACAAACGUUAACCUCGCGUGCGUUGAGCUGUUACUUCUUCGAUUCCAAGUUCAUUAACAUAUCUGACGGAGGUCCUCCUGCUAUGAUCCAAGGGCACUUGCGCCAGUAUGUAUCAGUUGUCCGUCAAAGACGUCGAGAUUCAGGAUUGCUGUUAUCCGCUGAGCAUCUGAAUACUCUUUUCGAAAGGGCUUUCGAGUCAGCCGCCACCUUACACCAGCAACCUUUCAACCCAAUUCGAAGUGCACGGCGCGAUCUUCCGGUUUCAACAGAUUUGACAGGCCAUCUUGUCAACUUUAUGAAUCACCUGCCUUCAGCAGGGGAUCUUCUUUCCUUUGCAUCUCCCAUUAUCGCUUCAAGUUUGUUAUGCGACCACUACCUGCCUGACAUGCAUUUGUUUAAUCCUCAAGAUGUAUUCAAAUAUCUGUACCAGGAUGCCUGUGUGGAAGCUUGCAAACAGACGGCUACGAUGAAUCGCAGUGACGGUCUGCUUCUUCCGAGCAGCCUUGCAAGUUCCAUUAUGGAGACCUUUACUAGCUUGUUUGAUCGCCUCAGGCAAGGCGAGACAGCAGUAUCCGUGCAUAGAUCGGCACUUAUCACUCGCUUAGACCGCUGGGAAAACAUCAAGAGCAACAAAACCUGCUUCUCAUGUCUGACACAAGUUCCACAACAUAAGAUUUCAUGUGGUCAUUGGAUUUGUGAGAAUUGUCUGCAAGCAUUUGGCGAAUCGGGGAAGGCCGACCCAUAUCUGUUCUCGCUCACGCACUGCCUGCUGGACGGGAAGGUUACUAACUUGUUGGUGCGUAUUCGUCCACCGACAGCUGGCCACUCAAUAUUAUGUAUUGACGGGGGUGGUAUUCGUGGAAUAAUUCCCCCAGCUAUCCUGAAUCAGGUUCAAAAACGACUUGGCCUUCCAAUUCCGAUUCAAGAGUUCUUCACUUUAGCAUACGGUGUCAGUGCUGGCGCCUUGAUUGUUCUUGCUUUAUUUGUCAACGGCUGGUCAGUGGAACAGUGUACUGUUGAGUUUGAGGAAUUAGCAAAAUUUGCGUUCAGGCCUCCGUCGACUUGGUCUUUACCAGGCGUGAAUUGGAUUCGGGCUAUUCUAUCAGACGCACUAUAUGCCGAGGACGACAUCGAGGCAGCGUUGAAAAGGGCAUUUGGUGAGGCAGAACUGACCGAAGCCUCUUAUGCCCAAAAAAUAGGAGCUAAGAUUGGCAUCCCAGCCGCCACUAUCUGCCAGCCCUCCCUCUGUUUAUUCACGAACUACAAUGGUACUGGGCGGGAAAGAACCGGCUAUAGGGUUCUUACGGGGGCGGAAUCUGUCAAGACAUGGGAAGUGAGAGGACGCAGUACCUCAGCUGCCCCGCUAUACUUCCCAGCGAAAUAUCUACCUGGUAUAGGAACACUUCAGGAUGCUGGAGUUGUAGCAAACAACCCUAUCAUAAUCGCUUUAGCCGAGUUUGCAGCGAUGAAUGGGAAUCCGCAGCCGGACCUUGUAUUGAACGUCGGCACCGGGACGUCACCAGAUAUCCCGCUUGUAGACCGGGAGCCACGGUUUAUCAGAGACAAUUGUCUCGUUCGACUGAAACGAGGAUACAUGUCACUAAUGCAAGGAAAGAAAAUUUGGAACGAUGUUACAAGUAUUGGCAACAGACCAGGAAGGAAUGGUAGCCGAUACAGACUGGACCUCACGAUUACUCAACCACCCUCUCUUGACGACACUGCAUCAAUGCCCAUGCUGACUUCGAUGGUGUACCACGAUGCUAUGUUACUUAAAUCUGUGCCAGACAUCGCCUACCACUUGUUCGCCACUCUCUUUUACUUCGAGUUGGACACCUUGCCCCAAAGAGCUGGAUCCAAGUUUCGCAUUAGUGGUCACAUACUCUGCACGCGAAAGGGGCGGGACCCAGCGAUACCUAAAAUUGCCGAGAAAUUACGCAGGUCGACAAUAUAUAUCAAUGGAAGGUCUACCCGGCCUGGAGUAGAGACAGACGAGCAUGGUAACAUUCGCCAAGCUAUCGAAUGCACGACAGGUCAGCCUCUCUUGAUUGAACUCAAGGAAGAGGGAAGCACGCGUGCCUUCCCGCUCAGUGGGUCACCUUACAAUGUUCCAAAGCUUAUUGCCAGAGGACCAGCAACGGCUGUUUUCGGGACACGAAUACACAAGAAGAGAACGCGGGAGGUGGCUUGUAGUCGACCAUCAAAGCGUAGACGACGUUGUGUGGCUUGCUUAUCGUUUUAA
This is a messenger RNA of Fusarium poae, 2949 nucleotides long. RefSeq lists its product as uncharacterized. The transcript is spliced from 9 exons. Bases 1 to 2949 code for a protein of 982 amino acids. NCBI's taxonomy places the organism in Eukaryota, Fungi, Ascomycota, Sordariomycetes, Hypocreales, Nectriaceae. The record is from RefSeq and is a predicted model, not a curated record. Gene Ontology annotation, cellular component: membrane. Gene Ontology annotation, biological process: arachidonate metabolic process.